AAAAAUACUAAGCAUAUACUUAAAAUUUCACUCAAAUUACGCAAAAAUGCAAUCAACAAAAGCUCAAGACUACCAAUUCUACACCUGCUUCUGUGGCUGAGUGUGUAAGUCUCUUAAAAGGCUUAUCCUGCAUUGCCUCUCCUCUCACCCGCUAGGAGAGGAUCCUGACAAAGAGAUGGCCAAAAAGAAAGGAAUCCGUAAAAAGAGAGGAAGACCCAAAGUGAUACCUGAGUCAGAACUUGCUAAACGAGAGAUGCUAGAACGAGAGACUUUCAAAUAAGUUCCUACUCAAAGUUGUCAAAAGACAGGAUAAGGCUCUCUUCAAGAGCUUUAAUGCUUAUGGUAAUUGUGAGUCUCCGCUCCUGUGGUUCUAUAGUCCGAAACCGCCCAAAACUCUUGAUCAGACAAGUGUCUUAUAUCGUAAACUCCAGGAAAGAAUCGGGGAGAAAAUCACUGAAGCAGAUAUUAGACGGAAGAAACAAGAGGGAAUCCCUCUCACAGACCUUGAAGAAUGUGCCUUCAAAAGAAUAACUCGACAAGAAGAUGAGCUUGCUACUCUUGACUGGAUAUUCGUUGAGUACUUGCUGACUUAUUAUCGGAUGGUAAAGCCAGGAUUUUAUCAGUUCCUCACAUGCUUUUAUGAAAAUAUGAGAAACUCCUUUAAUAUCCAUGGAUGGGAUGUAGAAACAAAUUUUGGAAUAGUUAGUAGAAAGUUCAUCCCAAACAAAGAAUAUUGUUCAGAGAAUGGCACGAAGAACCUUUUAAAGCUUAUGGAAAUUUUUAGAGCCAGAUAUAUCCCACUAAAUUGUGAGGGAUUUCCUAAAAAGCUUACAAAAGCACUCUGAACUCACUUUGUAGAAUGGUGUUAUCAAAGAGGACUUUCAGAAGAAACUUUCUGUGGAAAUAUUUAUGACUCUUGAUUUGACAAAUCUGAUAAUACAGAAGAAAGCAAAAAUGACUCUGAUGAUGAUUUCUUUAUGGAAAAAGAGGACGAAAUCGUAAGCACUCCUCAAAGUUCUUCGAUAUUCCAAGAACUAUACAGUAAUCAACCUUCUGAAUCCACACAAAACUGGGAACAAAAGGUGAGACAUUUCCUCACAAACAUCGACACAAUCUCUGUCCAUGAAUUUAUAGACCCCAGUAGUCUUCCUUACUUUUCUCCAAAAUCCACUUCAGAAUUCAAGACCAAAUACGAUCUCUACACUGAUACCUCCGGUGCUAUCCAAGCUCGCUGUAAGUCCUCCUCCAAGCUCGCUAGAGACCUCCGCCUCGCCUUCCUCCGUAGCUCUAAACUCUCUGGUGUUUCCCAGACUUCUCUCCCAAAUCCUCCGCCAAGUCAGCUUCAGAUCUCUUCGCUAAAGCCCUCUGUGGACCCUCCAAAAAGGAGAAAGAGAGGUCGGCCAAGGAAGAUGUCAAUUACCGCCACUGACCAUUCCGACUAAGACACUAAUCACAUAUUUUCAGUCUUACUUAUCCUUAAG
Messenger RNA from Moneuplotes crassus, 1481 nucleotides. The record is from the annotation of a GenBank genome assembly. NCBI's taxonomy places the organism in Eukaryota, Ciliophora, Spirotrichea, Euplotida, Euplotidae.